UGAGCUCUUGUUUCCUUUCAGGGAUAUGAGACACCCAUCAUAAGCUCCAGAGACUUGCCUUCCAUAGAGACCAGCAGAGGAGUGGGCGAACAUGAAGUCCAGUCCUGCUAUCCAAGCUGCCAUUGACCUCACGGCGGGAGCUGCAGGGGGCACGGCAUGUGUACUGACCGGGCAGCCCUUUGACACCUUGAAAGUGAAGAUGCAGACAUUCCCCAGCCUGUACCGGGGCCUCACCGACUGCUGCCUGAAGACCUACUCCCAGGUGGGCUUCCGCGGCUUCUACAAGGGGACCAGCCCAGCGCUGAUCGCCAACAUUGCCGAGAACUCCGUCCUCUUCAUGUGCUAUGGCUUCUGCCAGCAGGUGGUGCGGAAAGUGGCUGGAUUGGAAAAGCAGGCCAGGCUGAGUGAUCUGCAGAAUGCGGCCGCGGGUUCCUUCGCCUCUGCCUUUGCCGCCCUGGUGCUCUGCCCCACUGAGCUUGUCAAGUGCCGGCUACAGACCAUGUAUGAGAUGGAGUCAUCAGGAAAGAUAGCCAGAAGCCAGAACACCGUCUGGUCCAUGGUGAAGACCGUCCUCAGGAAGGACGGCCCCUUGGGCUUCUACCAUGGCCUCUCCAGCACCUUACUCCGAGAGGUGCCCGGCUAUUUCUUCUUCUUUGGUGGCUACGAACUGAGCAGGUCGUUUUUUGCAUCAGGGAGAUCGAAGGAUGAACUAGGCCCUGUCCCUUUGAUGUUAAGCGGUGGAGUUGGUGGAAUCUGCCUUUGGCUUGCUGUUUACCCAGUGGAUUGCGUCAAAUCCAGAAUUCAAGUUCUUUCUAUGUCUGGAAAGCAGGCAGGAUUUAUCGGAACCGUUAUAAGCAUUGUGAGAAAUGAAGGAAUAACGGCCUUAUAUUCUGGACUGAAACCUACUAUGAUUCGAGCGUUCCCUGCCAAUGGGGCACUCUUUUUGGCCUACGAAUACAGCAGGAAGCUGAUGAUGAGCCAGUUUGAAGCAUACUGAAGUGUCCUGGAGAACCGAGAUCUAAGUCUAGGUGUUUGACGACUACAGUUCAUCUCAGGGUUUCAUGGAGUACAAGACCAAUGAGGAAUUAUUUUGAUUUCAUAGGAAUUUUGUUUUUUUGGUCUUCCCUUAGUCUACCCUAAAUCUUAAACUUUGUGGAAAGGGCCUCUAUUUUAUAUCCUAUAAUUUCUGCCCAUAAUUGUACUGAAAUAGAAAAGUUGCUGCUCUUGUCCUUGGUGGGAUAUAUAGGGUGAGUCGCCGGCCCUGUGCACAAUCUGAACGGCUAACUCUAGUUCUGUCAGGGUUUUGGCAUAAACCUGUAUGUGUCCAUG
Ailuropoda melanoleuca (giant panda) is the source of this 1329-nucleotide messenger RNA. RefSeq names its product solute carrier family 25 member 15 (gene SLC25A15). The coding region runs from base 92 to 997 and encodes 301 amino acids. Gene Ontology annotation, molecular function: L-ornithine transmembrane transporter activity. Gene Ontology annotation, cellular component: mitochondrion. The record is from RefSeq and is a predicted model, not a curated record. Lineage: Eukaryota; Metazoa; Chordata; Mammalia; Carnivora; Ursidae. The transcript has 6 exons. Gene Ontology annotation, biological process: mitochondrial L-ornithine transmembrane transport.